Messenger RNA from Amyelois transitella, 2418 nucleotides. It is a transcript of the gene Invadolysin, whose product is annotated as leishmanolysin-like peptidase. Gene Ontology annotation, biological process: proteolysis; cell adhesion. Gene Ontology annotation, molecular function: metalloendopeptidase activity. Bases 114 to 2228 code for a protein of 704 amino acids. The transcript has 19 exons. Gene Ontology annotation, cellular component: cytoplasm; membrane. The record is from RefSeq and is a predicted model, not a curated record. NCBI's taxonomy places the organism in Eukaryota, Metazoa, Arthropoda, Insecta, Lepidoptera, Pyralidae.
CAGUAACGAUUGCGUUUUGAUCGCGAUAACACGUAUCGUGUGAUAAAAAUAUAGUAAUAUGUAAACUUAAACACAUUGUUUUCUUAGUGAAAUAUGUCGUAAAACAUUUCAAAAUGUCCGGAUUAACGUUCGCUGUGUCUGUGCUUGUGUCGUUUUUGUGUAAUAUAGUUUGUGGCGAUAUUAUAAGCGAACAUCAUCACGUUCAUUGUACUCAUGAACACCCCAAGGAAGACCAAGUAAUCCGAGGAGUGCACAUUGAGCCAGCGCAUAUAGUCAAAAAGCGGAGUAUAGACCAGCCUUUAAGAAUUAGUAUAGUUUAUGACCAUUCAGUAUAUAGGUUAGAUCCGCAGAAGUUCUUCAUGAUUAAUAACACUAUCCUGCCGGAAGCGGUCAAGUUUUGGGAGCAAGCUCUCAAAGUGAGGAAGACCGGAGGACCAAUCAGAUUGAAUAGGAAAUGUCCGACGAGGCAAGUAUUUGUGCGUGGUGGCAUAUCACAUUGUAUAGAGGAGUGCAAUGCUGAUACCAUGUGCGGGGAGGUCAGAGUCCCCGAGGAGCAUUUAAAUGCGUGUCACGUUUGCAACAGCACCGGCCAUAACUGCAGGGUGCUGCCACGGCUGCGAACGAAGAUCGUAGAAGACGAUAUGACAACGGAAAUCAACGGGAAUGCACUGAACGACGGCAUCGAGACUACAGCGAUGCCUGAAGAAGAAAUACUGGACGAGGUGCCCAAAGGGGUGGAAAACACCGAUUUUGUGCUGUACGUGAGUGCUGUCGAAACGGAACGGUGUAGACGAGGCCUUACCGUCGCCUACGCAUCGCAUUGUCAGCAGGAAGCUGCUUUAGACAGACCAGUAGCGGGACACGCCAACUUCUGCCCCGGCGAGUUGUCUACCAAAGACCGCGACCUCCCCUCCGUACUGUCGACGGUAAAGCACGAAAUGUUGCACGCUCUGGGUUUCAGCGUGUCUUUAUUUGCGUUUUACAGAGAUGACAAUGGUGACCCUUUGACUGAAAGGCGGUCUGAUACCGGAAACCCACCUUUAGAUGAAGAGUUACAGAUCCACAGAUGGUCAGACAAGGUGGUGAAGAACAUCUAUAGGAAAGACUGGAUGAUCAGGGGAGGGUAUACUGAGAGGAAAUUUCAUAUGAUUGUAACUCCACGCGUGGUUAAGGAGGUUCGGGAGCAUUUCAACUGUUCGUCUUUGGAAGGUGCCGAAUUGGAAGACCAGGGAGGGGACGGAACAGCUCUCACACAUUGGGAGAAGAGAGUUUUUGAGAACGAAGCAAUGACGGGCACACACACUCAGAACUCAGUAUUCAGCAGAAUAACCCUAGCCAUGAUGGAGGACACAGGCUGGUACCGUGCGGACUACAGCCACGCAGCACCCCUUGAUUGGGGAAGGGGGUUAGGGUGCCGUUUCGCUAUGAAAUCCUGCAAGGAAUGGCUAAACACACAAAGGUUGAGCAGCGGACCUGAUGAUUUAGCAGAACGGAAAAACCCCGCGCCAUUUUGCGAGCGUAUAAAAGGGAAUCCCUUGCGGACAGAAUGCUCGUCGCGGCGUGAUGCUGUGGUUCUCUGCAAUCUCGUCAGACAUGACACUAUACUGCCAAGAGCGUAUCAGCACUUCGACAUCCUCCCAAACGUGCCUCCAGGCGACGAGGCGCACUACGGGGGCUCCGUCUCGUUGGCUGACUACUGCCCUUAUUUGCAAGAGUUCACGUGGAAACACAAGAGCGUCUUAGUUAGAGGGAGUCGCUGUUCUUAUGAAGAAAAUACGCCAAAGACUGAUGUUAAUUUCGCAUUAGAAAAUUACGGUCCGCAUUCAAAAUGUUUCGAACACAGCGACAAGGUUUGGGAACAGAAGUCUUGUCGGCAGAUUCGAGAAUGGCAACACUGGGGCUCUGGUUGCUACAAAUAUAAAUGCGAGAGUGGACGACUCCAUAUUGUUGUUGGCAACUAUUCGUACACAUGUUUUCACGCGGGGCAAGUAUUACAAAUACGCAUAAAAAAGAAGGGCUGGUUACAUAAGGGGGGCGUGGUAUGUCCGCCUUGCCGGGAACUCUGUGCUGACGAAUUCGCCUCUAGAGGAGAAUACUGCAAAGGUGGCGAAGAAGCGAUGCCGCCUAACCUCUACGCCAACGAUUAUUUACACUGUGGAGCAGUGACAAUUACGCCGUCCGCCAUCUUGUUCACGGCAGCCAUCUUGUGGCUGCUCAAAUCGUACUGAGUAUUUUAAUUAUUUAAGACGCAAAAUAUGUAGCAAAAGCCUUGUUCGAUCCACGAAGGUUGUGUUACUAAGCCUGUAGGUUUUAUUAAUCAGAUUCUCGGCAAAGAUAGUUUUAAAAAAAAAAACAUUUUUAGAUGGCAACCAACACGUCUUAUUGAAAUGGUGUUGCCACUUUCAUUGAAUUACCUAA